This is a messenger RNA of Xylaria bambusicola, 2351 nucleotides long. Its product is annotated as cytidylyltransferase. The transcript has 4 exons. Lineage: Eukaryota; Fungi; Ascomycota; Sordariomycetes; Xylariales; Xylariaceae. Gene Ontology annotation, cellular component: nuclear envelope. The record is from RefSeq and is a predicted model, not a curated record. Bases 354 to 1769 code for a protein of 471 amino acids. Gene Ontology annotation, biological process: CDP-choline pathway. Gene Ontology annotation, molecular function: phosphatidylcholine binding; choline-phosphate cytidylyltransferase activity.
GGUAGGUAGUCUAGAGUGUAGCAGAAAGCGGGAACCCGAGCUCCUCUUACCUCUCACCUCUCACCUCUCUCUCUCUCUCCAGCCAGCUCCCACUUUCCACUUCCCCUGUCCGUCGCCUGUCGAUGCCCCCCCUAGAAAUAAUCUGCGACGCGACGUGACGUGUUCACAUCAAUUCAUUCCUGCCUUGGACCAUCGAACCGGUAUUCUGCUCUUGUCUGACUGGCCGAACCACUGCGACCACUGCGACCACUGCGACCAUUGCGACUACUGCCCGAUCGCCGCCCUAUACCUGCCAGCUUACCCAAGCUGCCUUAGGUUCUGCCGUCACUGGCUAAGAGCUCUGCGAACUCAAAAUGUCCUCUCCUUCUAGCUCAUCCCACGGAGGCAAGCGGAAACGCCCGACCACAGCUAAUUCCGCCAUGAUGGAUGACAAUCCGCUUCUGCAGCCCUCUUCCCGCGAUGCCUCCGGCGAGGAAGGCGACACAACUGCCCCCGAGACUGGCAGACUCACCCACCGCAAAUCAGAUGCCACCGCUGGCUCCAACCCGGCAAAGCGCCAGCGCGCCAACUCGGAGCGUACCUCGGCCGCCUCUCUGCCCGAACAUGCUCAUGCUCAUGCACAUGCCGACCACAUCGCCGACCCUGGCGAGCCUAGCGACACAACCGAAGCCAGCAUUGACAUUGCGGACCGCGUCACCCGGAAGGGCAAGAAGCCCACUCUUCUCAAGGAACCUACUUCCCCCGACGACCAUGAGAAGCAGCAGGCCGCUGCCAUGCUGCCACCCCCUACUGGUCGCUUGGUUCACCCCGUAGGAUACAAGACAAACCCUCCCCCGACAGGGCGCACCAUCAGGGUUUAUGCCGACGGAGUCUUUGACUUGUUCCAUCUGGGGCACAUGCGCCAACUAGAACAAGCUAAGAAGGCCUUUGACAACGUAUACUUGUUAGUGGGAGUAACUAGUGAUGAGGAAACACAUAAACGAAAGGGCCUCACGGUAUUAUCUGGACGAGAGCGCGCCGAGACAGUGAGGCAUUGUAAAUGGGUAGACGAGGUCGUCGAAAACUGUCCUUGGAUCGUCACGCCGGACUUCCUCGAGGAGCAUCAGAUUGACUAUGUCGCCCACGAUGAUAUCCCAUACGGAGCAGAUGAAGGAGACGACAUCUACGCCCCGAUCAAGAAGGAGGGUAAGUUCUUAGUCACACAGCGAACCGAGGGUGUCAGUACAACAGGUAUUAUCACAAAGAUUGUGCGCGACUAUGAGAAGUACAUUGCGCGACAGCUUAAACGAGGCACCUCUCGUCAGGAACUCAACAUCAGCUGGCUCAAGAAGAACGAGCUUGACCUAAAGCGCCACGUUCAGGAGAUCCGUGAUAACAUCCGAUCGAACUGGACAACAACUGGCCAAGAGUUGAGCCGCGAGCUUCGCCAGUACUGGCCCGCUAGUCGCCCCCAGAGCCCUGCCCCUGGUGGUCGCUUCUUGUUCCCCACGACCCCGAGCAACUCGAACGGGGAGGUCAAUCUCCGCGAGGCCGCUAUGGCGGCAGCCGCCAAGUCUCCCACGACACCUGGCCCUAGUGAUAGAGCUCCACCCCCUGCCACGAACGACUUUAUGACUGGUUACACCCUGGGUCUCAUUGGUGGUGUAAGAUCUUGGAUGACCAAGAGCCGCCGCAAUCUACGCGACAGCCGGCCCGUCAGCGACGACGACUCAGAAGAAGGCGACAGCGGGUCGAACGAGCGCGGGCGUCCAGUCGCAUCUGCCAGCUAGCUUCGCAGACCACUGUUACGCCUGCAUAUAGAUGAGGAGUCGGAUGAUGUAGUAGUAGAACAAGAAACUUAUCUAAUCGGAAAACGAAACCGCAAACAACAACAGCAACAGCAUUUGUAUCAUCGCCAUGGAUAUCGGGGAAAAUCUCUAUAAAAUGGACACUGGGGAACAACGACAACAACAACAGAAAAUAAAAUUUUGACUUUUCGACAGGAGAGGGGGAAGAUGAGGGGAGGGGCGUGGGAUACGGAACACAUAAUACAAGUCUCGGGCCAGAAGACUGAUUGACUAGCUGGCCGGCUGGCUGGCUGACGGGAUGUGUUUUUAUUAUUUAUUUCAAGUUAAAAUUUUAUUUACUGUACGAACAGAGAACACAGCGCAGUACAGUACAGUACAGUACAGUCAAAGAGAGAAAUGAACGGAUGAAACAUGGACGGGGGUGGCUUUCUUGUUUUUGAGCCAAUUUAUAUCUUCAGAGAGGUCUAUCGUAAAUUAAUUGACUGACUGGCUGACUUACCUGUCUGGCUGGGCUUUUCUGAUGUGUAAUACAUGUGAACUCACUUUCACUUGGCUUUGGUUGUC